AUGGCCUCUCUCAAGCUCGUCGUCAGGCCUUUCGUCUUGGCUCUGCUUCACGCCAUUUUCUUGUUUUCUUCAUCUGUGCUCUCUGACGGUGACGUAGCAGGCAUGGUUCUUGCAGGCUUGAAUAGUCACAGAACAUUCUUGGGUCUUCCAGCCUUUACCGACAAUGAAAAUGCAGAUUGUCUUGCAGGGAAAAUUGCUCUGAAUGUAUUAAUGGACCAACAAUGCGAUACAGCGAGUGACAACUCAGUUGAACUCGACAAGUACCCUGAGCUACUCUCAGACUGUGGCAUUUACAUCAACCAAACUAAAGAUGGUGUAAUUUUGCCUGUCUGUGUAGCCACAUUGGUCCCAACUCUUGUGCUUACCAAUUACACAUACACCCACUUUGCCAACUACAUUAACGACUGGAGGUUCACCGGUGCCGGAAUUGGCUCCGGUGGUGAUUGGAUGGUUGUCGUUUUGAGCACUAACACCCCGGAGGGCAGCUUCGGGCUGUUCACUAAAGAUGACGAAGAAGAUCUUUUCAAAUCCCUCAACUCACAUAGAGCAUACUUAGACCUGCCAAGUUUCAUCAAGAACAAAGAAGCAGGCUGCGUCGCCGGUGAAGUUGCUCGGAAACUGGGGAAGAAACCAUGUGAAGAGGGAGCUACUGAUGAGAUGAAUGGCAGCAGCGAUAACCCGUACCCUGAACUAUUAGCCAAGUGUGACAUUAACAUUACCAGCAAAAGAGAUGCUGUCGUGUUAUUACCAGUUUGUGUCCCGAAAUUGAUAUUAACUGAUGUGUUUACUAAUUACACUCGCACCCGUUACUCCGUUUACAUCAAUGAUUUCAAGUUUGUUGAAGCUGGACUUCGCUGUAAUGGUGACUGGAUGGUGCUCGUUUUGAGCACAAACGCCACACUCACAGAAAGAUUGGGUGGAGAUGCCAGUGGCGGUGGAGACGGCAGUGGAGGUGGUGACGGAGGUAGUGAUGGAGGUGGAGGUGGAUAUUUCGUCGGAGCUAAUAAUAGUUCGGGUUUCAGGGUUGGUUUUGGCCGUUGUUGGGUGGCGUGUUUUUUAUUAUGGAUGCUCGUUUUUUGCUGA
Manihot esculenta (cassava) is the source of this 1083-nucleotide messenger RNA. RefSeq lists its product as uncharacterized. Lineage: Eukaryota; Viridiplantae; Streptophyta; Magnoliopsida; Malpighiales; Euphorbiaceae. The transcript has 3 exons. The coding region runs from base 1 to 1083 and encodes 360 amino acids. The record is from RefSeq and is a predicted model, not a curated record.